AUGGCUGAAGUUGAGAAAAACGUUGUGAAUGAAGAGAUAAGGGAAGAUGACUCUGGAAGCUAUCAUCCUCAGAAAGAUUACCUGGGAAAUCUUACAAAAAGACUUUUAAAUGACUGCAUCAGAUCUCCUUGGGGACAGGUAUGUGUGAUUGCAUUUGUUUGUUUCUGCUGCCCUGGUAUGUAUAAUGCACUUACUGGUAUGGGAGGAUCUGGUCAAGUUGAUCCUACUGCAGCGGCGAACGCUUCAGUCGCUCUUUUAUCUGUUGGUGCAGUAACUGGUGUUUUUCUUGCUGGUCCCUUGGUGAGCUUGAUUGGCCCUCGUAAUAGUAUAAUGAUGGGGGGAUGGACUUAUGCUCUUUACAGUGGCUCUUUAUUCAAUUUUAAUCAUAGACUGAAUUCCGCUUUCGUUAUCGCAUCGGGUGCGCUUCUUGGGUUGGGUGCUAACUUACUUUGGAUCCCACAGGGAAUGAUAAUGACUACAUAUGUCAAAGAAAGACAUAGAGGGAGAGCUAUAGCCUUGUUUUGGGUCAUUUUUAACUUGGGAGGUGGCAUAGGCUCUUUGGCAAGUCUCGGGAUCAAUUACUACAGCGUUGAGGCUACUGUGACAGAUUCCACGUAUAUUGCAUACAUCGUUAUAAUGUUAUUUGGAUGGGUUUUCGGUUCGUUAUUAAUUUGUGAUGUCACACAAUUAAACGAAAAAUUUUCUGGCCAAAGGGUAAGCAAAGUUAAGCAACAGCAUGGUGAAGCAUUUUCUUUUUCGAAAAUAAAAGAUACCGCUCUUUUUACUUUCAGUGUAUUAUCUGAUUGGAAGUUAUUGUGCCUUAUUCCUAUGUUCUUCUAUGCAAAUGUCUUCUACUCAUAUCAACAAAAUUCCGUGAACGGAAUGACUUUCAAUGUUAGAACUCGUUCCUUAAAUAGUGCACUUUAUUGGAUGAGCCAGAUGAUUGGAGGUAUUGUGAUAGGUGGCUUCCUUGAUUUACACAAAAUCUCUCGUCGCAGGAGGGCGAUUUUUGGAUGGAUACAGUUGCUUGUUGUUGGUAUGGUUAUAUGGGGUGGAGGACUCAAGUUUCAGCUUUGGAACGAUAAGAGAACUGCAAAAGGCUUAAUACAAGACAUCGAUUUCAAGGACAGCAACUACAUUGGACCUAUGUUUUUGUACAUAUUUUACGGUGGUUACGAUGCAUUGUGGCAAGGGUACUGCUAUUGGUUAAUAGGACUAAAAUCGAAGUCACCAGCAGUUGGUGGUGUUAUUGUCGGGUGUUACAAAACAAUGCAGUGCGUUGGAGGUGCCAUGGCAUGGCGUAUCAAUGCGACAGGAGUUUCACCGAUGAAACAACUUGCUAUGAAUUGGGGUCUCACAGGAGGAGCAUUGUUAAUUGCUUUGCCUUCUAUUUUGUUAUUUGUUUCAAAUGAGAGAGAAGAUAUUGAUAUUGAGAAAGAUUCUGGAGUAGAUCAAAAUUCGGGAGAAAGUACGGAAACAAAUAAGGUUUAA
This is a messenger RNA of Priceomyces carsonii, 1491 nucleotides long. RefSeq lists its product as uncharacterized. The transcript has a single exon. Gene Ontology annotation, molecular function: transmembrane transporter activity. Gene Ontology annotation, biological process: transmembrane transport. Lineage: Eukaryota; Fungi; Ascomycota; Pichiomycetes; Serinales; Debaryomycetaceae. Bases 1 to 1491 code for a protein of 496 amino acids. The record is from RefSeq and is a predicted model, not a curated record.